This is a messenger RNA of Cyclopterus lumpus (lumpfish), 1367 nucleotides long. It is a transcript of the gene wnt4b, whose product is annotated as wingless-type MMTV integration site family, member 4b. Gene Ontology annotation, biological process: canonical Wnt signaling pathway; neuron differentiation; cell fate commitment. Gene Ontology annotation, cellular component: extracellular region. The transcript has 8 exons. The record is from RefSeq and is a predicted model, not a curated record. Bases 197 to 1273 code for a protein of 358 amino acids. Gene Ontology annotation, molecular function: cytokine activity; frizzled binding. Lineage: Eukaryota; Metazoa; Chordata; Actinopteri; Perciformes; Cyclopteridae.
GAUAAUCAACUAUCGUGCCCCUGACCUGUUCCCUUGUCAUUAUAACAGAUAUGUGGGGAUCAUCCCCAGACUCUGGGACAGAAACGUAAACCAACACCACGACUAAGGGACAGACACUUUGACUGUGGAGGCGGGCAGCGUGCUGUCCAAAGACCCGGCCUGACGCACGGAGAAGGACAGACAGACAGACAGUCUGAUGCCAACUGUCUCCACUGUCAAUCUCACGGCACCACUCCUCCUCCUGUUGCUAUGGGCAACCCACCCCACCAUGGCAACCAACUGGCUCUCCCUGGCGAGGCUGCCUCGCUCCAGGCCCGUGUCCGGUGCUGCCCCAUGUGCGAGGCUGAGGGGGCUGACCCCGGGGCAGGUGGGGGUGUGCAGGGCGCGAGGGGAGGUCAUGGAGUCCGUACGCAAGGCAGCCGAGAUGGUCAUAGAAGAGUGCCAGCACCAGUUCAGGAAUCGACGCUGGAACUGUUCCACCACCCCACGUGGGAUCAAUGUAUUUGGCAGAGUCAUGAACCAAGGGACUCGUGAGGCGGCCUUUGUGCAUGCUUUGUCCUCAGCAGCCGUGGCCGUGGCUGUGACCCAAGCCUGCACCCGCGGGGAGCUGGAGAGGUGUGGCUGUGACAGGAAGGUCAGGGGGGUCAGCCCCGAGGGUUUCCAGUGGUCAGGGUGCAGUGACAACCUGUCCUACGGUGUGGCUUUCUCCCAAACAUUUGUGGAUGAACCAGAACGAGCCAAGGGGCUUUCGUCAGGGCGCCCACUCAUGAACCUCCACAACAACGAGGCUGGUCGAAAGGCCAUCCUUCACAACAUGCAGGUGGAGUGUAAGUGUCAUGGCGUCUCCGGCUCCUGUGAGUUGAGGACCUGCUGGAAGGUUAUGCCCCCAUUCAGGCGCGUUGGUGUUGUGCUCAAAGAACGCUUUGAUGGAGCCACAGAGGUUCGCCUGACUCGUAUAGGAUCCAGAACAGCCCUGCUCCCCCGUGACCCACAGGUCAAACCCCCUGCUGCCAGAGACCUUGUGUACCUUGCUCCGUCUCCAGAUUUCUGCCAUCUAGACCCUGACAACGGUAUCCCUGGGACCGCCGGUAGGAGAUGCAACGGAACCUCUCGACUGGCACCAGAUGGCUGCGAGCUGGUGUGCUGCGGGCCGGGGUACAGAGCAGGCCGGGCUGAGGUGGUGCAGCGCUGCUCCUGCAAGUUUUCCUGGUGCUGCUCAGUCCGCUGCCAGCAGUGCAAGAACACAGUCACCAUUCACACCUGCAGAGUCUAGGAGGGCUCAAACAAGACCAUACCGGUUGAGCGGAAAGAUCCAAACAAACCACGAGACCAAAACUAGUGAACACAAGACGGGAUAAUGACAACGU